AGUUGUAACAAAACAGCUCAAGUCUGCCUUAAAGAGCCUUACAAGCCAGCCAGUCCCUGCAGCUCCACAAACUGACCCAUCCUGGGCCUUGUUCUCCACAGAAUGGGUCUGCUCCUUCCCCUGGCACUCUGCAUCCUAGUCCUGUGCUGCAGAGCAAUGUCUCCACCCCAGCUGGCCCUCAACCCCUCGGCUCUGCUCUCCCGGGGCUGCAGUGACUCAGAUGUGCUGGCAGUUGCAGGCUUUGCCCUGCGAGACAUUAACAAAGACAGAAAGGACGGCUAUGUGCUGAGACUCAACCGAGUGAACGACGCCCAGGAAUACAGACAGGAUGGCCUGGGAUCUCUGUUCUAUCUUACACUGGAUGUGCUAGAGACUGACUGCCAUGUGCUCAGUAAGAAGGCAUGGCAAGACUGUGGAAUGAGGAUAUUUUUUGAAUCAGUUUACGGUCAAUGCAAAGCAAUAUUUUAUAUGAACAACCCAAGUAGAGUUCUCUAUUUAGCUGCUUAUAACUGUACUCUUCGCCCAGUUUCAAAAAAAAAGAUUUACAUGACGUGCCCUGACUGCCCAAGCUCCAUACCCACUGACUCUUCCAAUCGCCAAGUGCUGGAGGCUGCCACCGAGUCUCUUGCGAAAUACAACAAUGAGAACACAUCCAAGCAGUAUUCUCUCUUCAAAGUCACCAGGGCUUCUAGCCAGUGGGUGGUUGGCCCUUCUUACUUUGUGGAAUACUUAAUUAAAGAAUCACCAUGUACCAAAUCCCAGGCCAGCAGCUGUUCACUUCAGUCCUCCGACUCUGUGCCUGUUGGUCUUUGCAAAGGUUCUCUGACUCGAACACACUGGGAAAAGUUUGUCUCUGUGACUUGUGACUUCUUUGAAUCACAGGCUCCAGCCACUGGAAGUGAAAACUCUGCUGUUAACCAGAAACCUAUAAACCUUCCCAAGGUGGAAGAAUCCCAGCAGAAAAACACCCCCCCAACAGACUCCCCCUCCAAAGCUGGGCCAAGAGGAAAUGUCCAAUAUCUUCCUGACUUGGAUGAUAAAAAUUCCCAGGAAAAGGGCCCUCAGGAGGCCUUUCCUGUGCAUCUGGACCUAACCAUGAAUCCCCAGGGAGAAACCCUGGAUAUUUCCUUCCUCUUCCUGGAGCCUAUGGAGGAGAAGCUGGUUGUCCUGCCUUUCCCCAAAGAAAAAGCACGCACUGCUGAGUGCCCAGGGCCAGCCCAGAAUGCCAGCCCUCUUAUCCUUCCGCCAUGAGAAUCACACAGAGUCUUCUGUAGGGGUAUGGUGCGCCGCAUGACAUGGGAGGCGAUGGGGACAAUGGACAGAGACAGAGCGUGCACACGUAGAGUGGCUAGUGAAGGACGCCUUUUUGACUCUUCUUGGUCUCAGCAUGUUGACUGGGAUUGGAAAUAAUGAGACUGAGCCCUCGGCUUGGGCUGCACUCUACCCUGUACACUGCCUUGUACCCUGAGCUGCAUCACCUCCUAAGCUGAGCAGUCUCAUAUCAUGGAGAGAUGCCUCUCUUAUGUCUUCAGCCACUCACUUAUAAAGAUACUUAUCUUUUCAGCAGUACAUAUGUGCUGAAAUCUCAGCAUGAAA
Pan troglodytes (chimpanzee) is the source of this 1596-nucleotide messenger RNA. It is a transcript of the gene FETUB, whose product is annotated as fetuin B. Gene Ontology annotation, cellular component: extracellular region. The record is from RefSeq and is a predicted model, not a curated record. Lineage: Eukaryota; Metazoa; Chordata; Mammalia; Primates; Hominidae. Gene Ontology annotation, biological process: negative regulation of endopeptidase activity; binding of sperm to zona pellucida. The transcript has 7 exons. Bases 103 to 1251 code for a protein of 382 amino acids. Gene Ontology annotation, molecular function: metalloendopeptidase inhibitor activity; cysteine-type endopeptidase inhibitor activity.